Canis lupus familiaris (dog) is the source of this 1205-nucleotide messenger RNA. It is a transcript of the gene IL2RG, whose product is annotated as interleukin 2 receptor subunit gamma. The record is from RefSeq and is marked provisional. Gene Ontology annotation, cellular component: membrane; external side of plasma membrane. Gene Ontology annotation, biological process: cytokine-mediated signaling pathway. Lineage: Eukaryota; Metazoa; Chordata; Mammalia; Carnivora; Canidae. Gene Ontology annotation, molecular function: protein binding; cytokine receptor activity.
AUGUUGAAGCCACCAUUGCCACUCAGAUCCCUCUUAUUCCUGCAGCUGUCUCUGCUGGGGGUGGGGCUGAACUCCACGGUCCCCAUGCCCAAUGGGAAUGAAGACAUCACACCUGAUUUCUUCCUGACCGCUACACCCUCCGAGACCCUCAGUGUUUCCUCCCUGCCCCUCCCAGAGGUCCAGUGUUUUGUGUUCAAUGUUGAGUACAUGAAUUGCACUUGGAACAGCAGCUCUGAGCCCCGGCCCACCAACCUGACCCUGCACUACUGGUAUAAGAACUCCAAUGAUGAUAAAGUCCAGGAGUGUGGCCACUACCUAUUCUCUAGAGAGGUCACUGCUGGCUGUUGGUUGCAGAAGGAGGAGAUCCAUCUCUACGAAACAUUUGUUGUCCAGCUCCGGGACCCACGGGAACCCAGGAGGCAGUCCACACAGAAGCUAAAACUGCAAAAUCUGGUGAUCCCCUGGGCUCCGGAGAACCUAACCCUUCACAACCUGAGCGAAUCCCAGCUAGAACUGAGCUGGAGCAACAGACACUUGGACCACUGUUUGGAGCAUGUUGUGCAGUACCGGAGUGACUGGGACCGCAGCUGGACUGAACAGUCAGUGGACCACCGAAAUAGCUUCUCUCUGCCUAGCGUGGAUGGGCAGAAGUUCUACACGUUCCGUGUCCGAAGCCGCUAUAACCCACUCUGUGGAAGCGCUCAGCGUUGGAGUGAAUGGAGCCACCCUAUCCACUGGGGGAGCAAUACCUCCAAGGAGAAUCCUUUGUUUGCAUCGGAAGCUGUGCUUAUCCCCCUUGGCUCCAUGGGAUUGAUUAUUAGCCUUAUCUGUGUGUACUACUGGCUGGAACGGUCGAUCCCCCGAAUUCCUACCCUCAAGAACCUGGAGGAUCUGGUUACUGAAUAUCACGGGAAUUUUUCGGCCUGGAGUGGAGUGUCUAAGGGACUGGCGGAGAGUCUGCAGCCAGACUACAGUGAAUGGCUCUGCCACGUCAGUGAGAUUCCCCCAAAAGGAGGGGCUCCAGGGGAGGGUCCUGGGGGCUCCCCCUGCAGCCAGCAUAGCCCCUACUGGGCUCCCCCAUGUUAUACCCUGAAACCUGAAACUGGAGCCCUGAUACCCUGACAGAACCUCAGAGUCCUGUCCUCCUAUAUUGUACUAACUUCCCCUUAUCUAACCAGCCUGGGUCCAAUGCUCACCUCGCCCUC